AUGAACGACACUGUGGCCCUUCUGCAGAAAUUCAAUGCGCAUCCAGAUUCCCGCUGUUGGUAUGUGGCAUGGACCCAAGGCACAUUGCUGGCAUCAUGCGGUGGUGACCGAGCCAUUCGGAUAUGGGGAAGGGAAGGUGACUCUUGGGAAUGCAAGACCUUGCUCCAGGAUGGACACCAGAGAACUGUCAGAAAGGUGGCAUGGUCCCCAUGUGGGAACUACCUGGCCUCAGCCAGCUUUGAUGCCACAACCUGCAUCUGGAAAAAGAAGAAUGAUGAUUUUGAGUGCUUGACUGUGUUGGAAGGACAUGAGAAUGAGGUCAAAUGUGUGGCCUGGGCCCCAUCCGGUAACUUGCUGGCCACCUGUAGUAGAGACAAGAGCGUCUGGAUCUGGGAAGUGGAUGAGGAGAAUGAGUAUGAGUGUGUGAGUGUGGUAAACUCUCAUACACAGGAUGUCAAGCAUGUUGUCUGGCACCCAACACAGGAGCUCCUCGCCUCAUGUAGCUACGACAACAAUGUGUGUGUCUAUAAAGAAGAGGAUGAUGACUGGGAGUGCAGGGCGACCCUGGAAGGACACACCUCCACUGUCUGGGGUUUGACCUUUGACCCAAGUGGCCAGCGACUGGCCUCCUGCAGUGAUGACUGUACUGUGAAGAUCUGGAAAGAAUGUCAGCCAGAAGAAGGCACUGACGUGGCUUGGAAAUGUGUUUGUACCCUUUCAGGGUUUCAUGGACGGACAGUGUAUGAUAUUGCAUGGUGUCCACUGACUGGUGCCCUGGCGACUGCAUGUGGUGAUGACGGAGUACGUGUGUUUAAGGAGGAUGAGACGGCUGACCCAGACCAGCCUGCUUUCUCCCUGUCUGCCCAUGUACCCAAGGCCCACACCCAGGAUGUCAACUGUAUCGCCUGGCACCCCAAGGAGGCUGGGCUCCUUGUCUCCUGCAGUGACAAUGGGGAGAUAGCAGUCUGGAACUACCAGUCUUGGGUCUGAGAACAUGUACAGUAUGUUGGGCUAGUUAGGACUUCCAGAUCCAGUAUUUAACAAUGCUGAAUUUACCUUGUACUGUCAAGGGUGCGAACAGCACUGAAAUUGUCAUGUAUGAUGUUUAUUAUUAAUCCCUCUUGCAAUAACCUGUUUUAAUGAGGUUAGAGUGGUUUUGAUUUCAUUAUACUGAUACCUGCCUGUGCACUUGUGGUUCAAAACUGAAUGUGGGCCCUAAAUGUCAUAAUUAUGUAUUUGAUUAACAAUACAAUAUACACAUUCCAAUGGUGUUUUGUAAUAUCAAGAAAAUAAAAUUGUCAUAGCUAUUUAAUCCAGGGAUUC
This is a messenger RNA of Oncorhynchus tshawytscha (Chinook salmon), 1323 nucleotides long. Its product is annotated as probable cytosolic iron-sulfur protein assembly protein ciao1-B. NCBI's taxonomy places the organism in Eukaryota, Metazoa, Chordata, Actinopteri, Salmoniformes, Salmonidae. Gene Ontology annotation, molecular function: protein binding. The record is from RefSeq and is a predicted model, not a curated record. Gene Ontology annotation, cellular component: cytosolic [4Fe-4S] assembly targeting complex. Gene Ontology annotation, biological process: iron-sulfur cluster assembly.